Molecule: messenger RNA, 279 nt
Organism: Penicillium brevicompactum
Lineage: Eukaryota; Fungi; Ascomycota; Eurotiomycetes; Eurotiales; Aspergillaceae
Product: putative succinate-semialdehyde dehydrogenase
Exons: 2
Coding region: 1-279 (92 amino acids)
Source: RefSeq, a predicted model, not a curated record
AUGACGCCAACCAUCUACAACCCUACAUUGACUAUAGUGAAACCCUUGUUCCUACAAAGUUACUCUUCCUACAGUGGCUUGAUUUACAGCCACGCAUCUCGGGUAUCUUACUUGGAGCUCAUUGGCGGUAAUAGUCGGUCAUUCCUGGCUGUUGUUUCCGUGGAUAUUUUCCAAUGUCAGUCUGUCACUUACAUCUAUCAUAAGAAUAUCCCGGGCAGGAAAUGCAUGGACCAAGACGCAUUUUACAUCUCAACUGCUGCGUUGGAUCUCAUCAGCUAG